Dicentrarchus labrax (European seabass) is the source of this 7330-nucleotide messenger RNA. It is a transcript of the gene pld1b, whose product is annotated as phospholipase D1b. Lineage: Eukaryota; Metazoa; Chordata; Actinopteri; Moronidae. The transcript is spliced from 27 exons. The record is from RefSeq and is a predicted model, not a curated record. Gene Ontology annotation, biological process: regulation of microvillus assembly; phosphatidic acid biosynthetic process; intracellular signal transduction. Gene Ontology annotation, molecular function: phosphatidylinositol binding; D-type glycerophospholipase activity. The coding region runs from base 366 to 3575 and encodes 1069 amino acids.
CUCCGUCCGCGGUGCUGCUGCACUCCGCUCUCGACCUCCAGGCUGUCUGUCAGGGCUCUCUGUGUGUGUGUGUCUGUGGAUGUGUGUGUGUGUGUGUGAGUGUGUGUGUGUGUGUGCUGUAGAGAGGUGGCGGGGAGGGAAAGUGUGUGAGGAGAUUCAAAGAACGAGUAGAGCCAAAAAAAAAAAGACACUGCAGUGGAGGAGAGCGGUGGUUUCUGGCUUUGUUUUGUUGUUCCUGAUGGAGAGACAGUUUAGGGAAGUAAAGACAUGGUGAUGAAGAUGGUGAUGAUGAUGAUGAGGAUGGCGGGCUUUCCUCAGCCUCCCCGGGCUCAGGUGAGCCCCGGGCUCCAGACUGAGUGCUAGCCAUGUUGCGGCAGUCCGAGCCGACCUCCAGCACCCUGCAGCUGGUUGCCAACGAUAUGACCGGCAUCAUGGAGAAACUAGACACCCGCGAGCUCGACCUGGAAGAUGGAGAGUACGACACAACCGACGCCAACGUCCCAGCGGAGCGUUUGUCUUUCACGGCGAUCUACAACACGGUGGGUUUCAAGGAGUCCACGGCCAAAGUCUUCCUGUCCUCUCCGAUCACCGCCAAGAUCCUCGAGGUGGAGCGGUUCACCUCGGCUCAGGACCGCUUCAACGUUACUUCGCAGAGGAGCGUCAACAAGUCGAUGCCGGCGGUGUUUAAGAUCGAGUUGAAGCACGGGGAGUUUACCUGGCUGGUGAAGAGGAAGGAGAAACACUUCAUGGAUCUCCACAGAGAGCUGAGGACCUACAAGACCUUCAUGAGGCUGCCGCUGCCGACACGCAGUCACACGGUGAAGAGGCAGACGGUGUCGAGGAGCGAGGCGGGGCAGAUACCGAACCUCCCCAGAUCAGGAGGAGACGAGCUGGGCAGAGACGAGCAAGUUUCCAGUCGAAGGAAACAACUGGAAGAUUACUUGAAUAACCUGCUAAAGAUGCCGAUGUACAGGAACUACCACGCAACGAUGGAGUUCAUUGACGUUAGCCAGCUGUCCUUCAUCCACGAUCUGGGACCAAAAGGCUUAGAAGGAAUGGUGCUGAAGCGCUCUGGCGGCCAUCGGAUCCCCGGGAUGAACUGCUGUGGUCGCAGCAAAAUGUGCUACCACUGGUCCAAACGCUGGCUGGUGGUGAAGGACUCGUUCCUGCUGUACAUGAAGCCAGACUCGGGGGCCAUCUCCUUUGUGAUGCUGGUCGACAAAGAGUUCAGUAUCAAAAUGGACUCCAAAGACACGGAGACCAAACAUGGCGUCCGCAUCGACAGUCUGUCCAGGUCAUUGGUGCUGAAGUGCAGCAGCUACCGACACGCCCGCUGGUGGGGUCAGGCCAUCGAGGGCUUCGUCCAGAAGAACGGCUCGGCCUUCCUCACCGACCACCGCUUCGGAUGCUUCGCCAGACAGGAAGAGAACAUCCCUGCCAAAUGGUAUGUGAAUGGGAAAACAUACAUGGAGGAUGUAGCCGAUGCUCUUGAAGAAGCCAAAGAGGAAAUAUUCAUCACAGACUGGUGGUUGAGUCCAGAGAUCUUCCUGAAGAGGCCGGUUGUCGAGGGCAACCGCUGGCGUCUGGACUGCAUACUGAAACGCAAAGCGCAACAAGGAGUGCGAAUCUUCGUGAUGCUGUACAAGGAGGUGGAGUUAGCUCUGGGCAUCAACUCGGGAUACAGCAAGAGAACGCUGCUGCACCUUCACCCCAACAUCAAGGUGAUGCGUCACCCCGACCACGUCUCCUCCGCCGUCUACCUGUGGGCGCAUCACGAGAAGAUCAUCGUCAUCGACCAGUCGGUGGCCUUCGUCGGCGGGAUCGACCUGGCGUACGGUCGCUGGGACGACAGGGAACACCGGCUGACGGACGUUGGGAGUGUUACGCUCUCACAGUUGGAUCAGGUCAAUGCUGCGUCCUCCAGUGCGGCUGUCCCGGCCAACGGCAGCCGCGGCGUCUCCCAGAGCAACGGGAGGGGAAUCUUUACCGUGACGGACUCGGUGGACCAGCCCAAGCUGAAAGGUCAGGGGAGGAUGAAGAGGACCAGGUUCAGCAUCAAGAGACACCUGCAGAAACACGGGCUGGCUCACGCUGACAGCGACAGCGACCUGGAGAACGAAGAGAGUUGGUCCAACAGCGUCACCAGCCAACACAAUCUGAUCCCCAGCAGGCUGGCGGAGCUGAGGACGGCCGCUCCUCUCGGCCAGUCUCAGGCUGGAAGCGGCUCGGUGCGGAGUCUACAUACGGGGGUCGGAGAGUUGCUCGGAAACACGCGGUUCUGGCACGGAAAAGACUACUGCAACUUUGUACACAAGGACUGGAUUCAACUGGACAAACCAUUCGACGAUUUCAUAGACAGGCACACAACUCCCAGAAUGCCUUGGCACGACAUCGCCUCAGUGGUUCAUGGGAAAGCGGCUCGAGAUGUGGCGAGACACUUCAUCCAGCGGUGGAACUUCACCAAGCUUAUGAAGCCAAAGUACCGUUCUCCGGCGUACCCGUGUCUGCUGCCCAAGUCUCACACCACCGCUGGAGAGCAGCGAUACCAAGUCCCCAACUGCAUCCCCGCCAAAGUGCAGAUCCUUCGCUCAGCCUCUGACUGGUCCGCUGGCAUCAAAUACCACGAGGAGUCCAUCCACAACGCCUACGUCCACGUCAUCGAGAACAGCCAACACUUCAUCUACAUAGAGAAUCAGUUCUUCAUCAGCUGUGCAGACAACAGACACGUUUUCAACAAGAUAGGAGACGCUAUUGCCGAGCGCAUCAUCAGAGCACACAGGGAGGGUAAAAGGUACAGAGUGUACGUGGUGACGCCUCUGCUGCCAGGCUUCGAAGGAGACAUCAACACCGGAGGGGGCAGCGCCAUCCAGGCCGUCAUGCACUUCAACUACAGGACCAUGAACAGAGGAGACCACUCCAUCAUCUCCCAGCUCAGGAAAGAGAUGGGAGAACACUGGAUGAACUACAUCUCCAUCGCCGGUUUGAGGACUCACGCUGAGCUGGAGGGGAAGCUGGUCACCGAGCUCAUCUACGUCCACAGCAAGAUGCUCAUCGCUGACGACAACACCGUCAUAAUCGGUUCUGCCAACAUCAACGACAGGAGCAUGCUGGGAAAGAGGGACAGCGAGGUGGCGGUGAUCGUGGAGGACUCAGAGAUGGUGGCGGCGGUGAUGGACGGGCAGCCGUACCAAGCUGGAAAAUACGCCCUGCAGCUCCGCCUCGAGUGCUUCAAGACCAUUUUGGGCGCUCACACAGAUCUCUCCAUCGACGUGUCGGAUCCCAUCAGCGACCAGUUCUACAAGGAGGUCUGGAUGGCCACCUGCGCUCGCAACGCCACCAUUUACCAGAAGGUAUUCCGCUGUCUGCCGUCCAGCGAUGUCCGUAACAUCCUGGAGCUCGAGGGCUUCCUGGCCAAGCAGGGCCUGGACAAAGAGGACCCGGCCCGGGCUCACGAGGAGCUGAAGAAGAUCCGUGGCUUCCUGGUUCAGUUUCCUCUCCAGUUCCUGUGUGAGCAGAACCUGCUUCCCCCCAUCGGCUCCAAGGAGGCCAUGGUGCCCAUGGAGGUCUGGACCUGAGGAGGUGGGACUCACCUGUGCAUUCAAGCGUUUUACCCACUGCAUAUGGACGACUUACAGGUCCAUUAAACCCACUCUGACGCCAUUUUGGAGCAAAACAGCUGCGCAUCCUUUUUAAAAUCACAGCUUGACAAAAAAAUCUGCUGCUGUUGUUUUUAUUUACUCCCUUAAGUCAAAAAGCAGCAGUAUCUGACAACAUCUGACUUGUGCCUUGUAGUCACAUGUUAGCAUGAAGGUUAGUGUCUUUUUUGCCCUGAAUAGAGCCUUCCAGGCAAUUUGAUUUUGGCCAAAAAAAGCAGAAUAAUAAUUAUAACUCGGGUGUUUGUGCACUAAAACCUUGAUUUUGAUGCAGUCUGUCUGUUCUCAAACAAACAUUAUGAUCUGAACUAAAAAAGAACAGAUACUUUGAGAGUUUAAAAGAAAGUUUGAAAGGCAGGAGAGAUAAAAGCCUGUAUUUGUACAUGUGGUUAUAAUAUGCAAAUGUAUGACCUACUUAGAGCCUUACUUAUAUUUCUGUUAUAAUGGAUGGGAACCGCUGAAGCACUGGUCUGAACACAGCAAAACAAAUACGAGCAGUAACAAGAUCAGACAGACUGUAAACAAACCACCCGGUUAGUCAGAUGUAUUUGGAGGAGAAACUGAGGUGAAACAUCCAUCACAGACUAUUGUGGUUCAACUGUACUCACUGUAGUUGUGCAGUGAGGGGGUAUUCCUGACAUUUCAGUCUAUUUGACCUCCAAAAAAGUGCUUUAAAUAAUGUACUUACCAACCUAUGUGAUCGUCCUGUCUGACUUCUUUUUAAAAAUGUGGCCACGUACCAAGAUUUUAGCCCAGUGUGAGCAAUAGCUAAUAACCUAAGUUGUAAAAAAACAUAGUUUUCCUUUACAAUAAUGCCUUUAAGAUUGAACCCAGAACUUAAAAUGCUCACGUUAUUUAGGAUAAGUAACUAGGGCUGAACAGGAGUAAGUUUACUGUAUUUACUACCUGAAUCUGCAGCACUAGCAACCAAAAUGAAACCCAAAAUGGUGUCAGCUGUGGUUGUGAGACAGCCUGUGUACCAGCGGUGCCACUGAAUGCGCAUGAGUACGAUUACAACUGCUUCUUAUACAAACAACACACGCAGACACAGAGACAAACACCUUGACUCUAAGAACUGAUACGUACACGCAGAACAUUGUUGUUUUAAACAGAUGCAACACGCAAACGCUCACAGACAAACAAACAUGGAGGGAGGCAACCUGGGCCUCAUGUUUACAAGAAGAAGAUGAAGAAUGGAAGUGACCAGAGGCCUGACACACCUCGCCCUGCUCCCUCACCUCCAAACUCUAUAAUCUCUCUCUUUUUAAAACGGCUUGCUCCUUCACUCUCUAACAACACUAUGCAACGUCCAAGGGCCGGCAAACGCUGCUCUGACUCUUCUGUGUUGAGAAGGGACGACUUGAAAAGACACUAAAAAGACUCUUUAAUGAAGACGGCGGUGCAGUGAAGGGGAUGAAGAGCCGGGUCGGAGCUGUCAGACGUCUACAGCCAUUUUAUAAAACGUGUGUGUCUCAUAUCUCUGAACUUAAUAUUUAUGUCAAAACAGGAAAUCACAAGUGCCAAAGAGUGUAGCCUGAUGUUGAUGCAGUACAUACAUUCAUUUACAUUCCUCAUACUGUGGAUUCUACAUCAAGCCUUAAGUGACCUGGUCUUUGUCGUUCCUUUGGUAGCGCUUUAGAAUAACUUCCUGGACGUUUUCUGGAAAGAAGUUGGGGAUAAUUACAGCGUAGGUAAAAAAAAAUAAAUGUACAUUUUCACAUUUAAAAGGAUUUAUUCUUUCCAAGAAGCUGCUAGGGAGCAAUGAAGCGCUAUUGUUCUUUUUUUUUAACUACAUCAAACCCAUAGAUUCACGCAUGAUGAGUUUAUUCUAAUGCUGCGUUUCAUUCAGUGUCAGAUGAACUCUGAAGCAACAGCCAACUUUACACAAACAGGCAAUGGUGGUGUGUUCGGUAAAGUUUAAGGAACUGAAGGUGCAACUUUUAUUUCACCUUUGGCUCCCGGAUGUUUCUGUACUUUUAAAGCUCCAUUAACUGAUGUUUUUUGGACCAAUUGAGGGCAGCGGAAAUAACUGAAAACACAAUCUUGACAGCCUCGGGGCUAAAUUUGGAUUUAUAUAUGAUCAUUUCUGACAUAAAAGUCACAUGAAUUCUGAAAGGACUGUUCACACUGAGGUCACUUUGCAAAACCUUGUAUAAAAGUGGUUGUGUUUUUGUUGUGGGGAGCUAGUUAGCAAACACUUGCUUAUUUACAAAUCCAAUAGAUACGGAUCAAUAUUAGCAUUCAUUUUAAAGUCCUGUCUCAACCGGAUGAGUAUAAGUCAGAUAUUCACUGUCUUAUCUUGGUCAUAUCUGUCUGUUUAGCUGCUAAAUGCUCCACUAUGAUCACCAGCUAGUGUCUCACUGUGCAGUUUGCUGCUGAGCAGGUAAUGUAAAGUGAUGAGACUGAACCAAAACAGUAAAUUAUGCCGUAAAACCAACACUAGAAGCUACAGAACUCCAAAUGUGUAAGUGAGCAACCCUUUGCUUUUCAUGUUCUCAUACACUUAAAAGAUGAAAAUAUGUUCAUUUCUGCUGCCAUCAAGUGGUCAAAAGAUUUAAGAUACUGGUCAGUGCAGCUUCAAGGUUUAGUAAUAAAGAUCAUAUUCAAGUUAAACAAGUAUUUAAAACUUUAGAAACUCUGAUUCUGUAUUUUGGAAACCUUGUGGUUCUUGAAAUUCACGCCCAUGGAUUUCAGAUAUUUCUGCAACGCAGUAUCAAUAUUCCUCAGUGUCUUCCUUGUUGGUCUGUAAGUGAUCUGCAUGAUGCUGUUUUGUGCUAUAAAAAAAAAAAAACGAGACGAAACUGUUUAGCUGACAGCAUGACAGCAGCUCGUUGCCAUUAAACAUUACAGAUAAAAGCAUGAACUCUAUAAGCUGAAUGGUUGCCUUUAAAGCCAUGGACAUUAUCGAUGCUAAACAGUGUGCCUGUCUACAAGCCGUGUGUCUGCUAGGCACACCUGAAACUUCUCUACUGUUGUUAUUUAUGGAAAGUGGGACCGUAAAUGUGCUCUUCUUUUUAAUCUUCCUCUCUACCUCCCUGUGUUUCUACCUCUGCUCCAGUGCAUGUUUUUAAUCUUUUGUGAUGAAUUCAUAUUUUUAUUGCAGCUGUACCCCUUAAAUUUAGCAAACUAAAGUCAAAUUCACUGUUCUGUGCAAUACCAGCCUGUUUUUAUGACUAAAAUAGAAACUGUAAAGACAACAAAACACUGAAUUCUCCCUACAGAUAUAGGACAAGUUCGUCAGCAAAGAAAUACAUUUGGAUGGAAAUGUUUUUAAAAUAUUGUCUUUGCAUUGAUUUAAACCAAAAAAGUGGCUAUAUUUAUGAUUUUAAAUGGUUUUGUAGUUAUUGUUUCUUGUGGGAACACUAGAAGCGUGGCUUCACAUGAUUUCAUUUCAGGUGUAAAUGGAGCUUGAAACCUUCAAUGGUUGUCUCAGUUUCCUCAAAGCUGGUGUGCAGAGGUUAGGAAACACUGACCUGUCUUUUUCUCUGUCUGGCUUUAAUCACUGUGUCUCUAUGGAAAUGCACUAUUUGCACAGACUGUUGUUUUCUUGUGGCGACCCCUUAAGUGAUCUGCAGUACCACGUCAUGUGUCGCUUUUGGUGAAAUGAUGGAAUAAAUAAAUUAUGUAUUAAUAAGACAUUAAAAGGGAUCCUGUCUUCACGAGGCUUUGUGACUUUA